AUGGACAUUGAUGAUUCAGCUACCACUACUCCGGGACUUGGUGGACUUGGAGGUGUAUUUAGGGAUCACUUAGGCAACUGGAAGAUGGGUUUCCAAGAAAACACCCCUCACACCAACCCUAUCAUGGCGGAGCUCCUAGCACUUCGAAGGGGCCUUCUCUUGGCUAAGGCUCAUGGCCUUAGGAAAAUUCAGAUCGACACUGGCUGUAUUGCUCUGAUUGAUAUACUUUCAUCUAAUCACCGCUUAUAUGACAAUCUUCUACAUGAGUGUAGGUCCUUGAUGACGAAGCUGGAUGCAACAAUGCCGGCGGAUGUCUUUAGGGAGCAAAAUAGUGUUGCUGACAUACUUGCUAAAGCUGGGGCAAGGAUGUAUUCCUUUGGAAGCUUAAACAUAAUGCUAGUUCCACUGCUAUUUGUUCGUGUUGCAUUCGAGCCAGACACUCGGGGAACUCUUUUUACUAGACAAAUUAGACAAUCUAAUAUUAUCCUACGAAGCCGGGAUGUGGCUGAGACCUCUAUUUGGAUCGACCAAGUCAUGACCGAUGCAACCAUGUUAAACCCUCUGACUUAA
Capsicum annuum is the source of this 570-nucleotide messenger RNA. RefSeq lists its product as uncharacterized. Lineage: Eukaryota; Viridiplantae; Streptophyta; Magnoliopsida; Solanales; Solanaceae. The transcript has a single exon. Gene Ontology annotation, molecular function: nucleic acid binding; RNA-DNA hybrid ribonuclease activity. The record is from RefSeq and is a predicted model, not a curated record. The coding region runs from base 1 to 570 and encodes 189 amino acids.